AUGUACCUGCUAAUAUUAUAUUUUUUAUUUCAAUCUUUUUUUGUUUCGUUUUUUUUUGGACGUUUGUUCAGUAGGAAAUAUAUUGGUUUUUUUACAAGUAUCUGCGUAUUUAUUUCAUUUUUAUUGAGUAUUAUUUUAUUUUAUGAAGUCGCUUUAAAUAGUUCUGAAUGUUUUUUUUCACUUUUUAACUGGAUUACUAUUGAUUUGUUAUUUUUAGAUUUUAAUUUUUUAUUUGAUUCUUUAACUGUGAGUAUGCUGUCAGUAGUUACAUUAAUAUCUUUUUUAGUACAUAUUUACUCUAUUGAAUAUAUGAAAGAUGAUCCACAUCAAAUUCGUUUUUUUUCAUAUAUUUCUAUUUUCACUUUUUUUAUGGUUAUUCUAGUAACAGCAGGUAACUUAGUUCAACUAUUUAUAGGAUGGGAAGGGGUUGGUCUAUGUUCGUAUUUAUUGAUCAAUUUUUGGUAUAGUAGGAUAGAUGCAAAUAAAUCUAGUAUUAUGGCAAUGGUAACAAAUAAAGUAGGUGAUUUAUGUUUACUUAUUUCUUUUUCUGCUAUUUUUUAUCUUUAUAAUUCAUUUGAUUAUAGCGUUAUUUUUUCUUCUUAUAUGAUACAAGCAUUAAGUUUAGAAGUAGAUUUAUAUUUGUUUUCUAUAGUUGGAGUAUUUUUUAUUUUAGGUGCGGUUGGUAAAUCAGCACAGUUAGGGUUGCAUAUUUGGUUACCGGAGGCAAUGGAAGGACCAACGCCUGUUUCCUCUCUAAUACAUGCUGCAACGAUGGUAACUGCAGGAAUUUUUUUGGUAAUUAGAUGUUCUUUUAUAUUUGAAUUACUACCAUCUCUUUUGGUUUUAAUCUUAUUCUUCGGAUCAGCUACUACGUUUUUGGGUUCUAGCAUAGGUUUAUUUCAAAAUGACAUAAAAAAAAUAAUAGCUUAUUCUACGUGUAGCCAAUUAGGUUAUAUGUUUUUAUCGUGUGGUCUAUUGGGUUAUUCAAAUAGUAUAUUUCAUUUAAUUAAUCAUGCUUUUUUUAAAGCAUUAUUAUUUUUAUCAGCAGGAUUGAUUAUUUAUUGUUUUUCCCAUGAACAAGAUUUUAGAAAAAUGGGAGGAUUAAUUUAUUUUUUUCCUUUUGCUUAUAUUUCUAUUUUAAUAGGUUCGCUUUCGUUAAUGGGUUUUCCUUUUUUUUCAGGUUUUUAUUCUAAAGAAAAAAUUGUUCAGUUUUUUUUUAAUUUAUUUUAUGUUUCUUUCGAUUCAUAUUAUUUAUUAAAUUUUUUUUUUUUUUUAUCUUUUUUAUCUUUCAUGUCGAUUAUAUUUACAACACUUUAUAGUAUUAAAUUAUUAAUUUUUGUUUUUUUUGUAAAAUACAAUGGUUAUAGAUAUAAUAUGUUUAAUAUCCAAUAUGCUUCGUUUUAUAUGUUACUCCCAUUAUUUAUAUUGAUUUAUUUUAGUGUAUUUAGUGGUUUUUUUUUACAAGAUAUGUUUGUAGGUGCAGGUACUGAUUUUUGGGGUAGUGCACUCAUGAUAUCAUUAGUAGAUGUUGAAUCUAUAUCGUUUUUAGUGAACAAUGAAUACAUUGCGUAUAAUACUUUUUAUUUAUUUAAUUAUGAAUAUUAUAAAUAUUUAAGACAAGUACCGUUGGUAUGGGUAGUUUAUUUUUCUAUUCUUUUUUUAUUUAUGUAUACAUUAUUUAAACCUCGGUCUUAUUUAUUUAAUAUUAAGUAUAGUUCUUCAUUUUAUUUUUACAUAUAUACAUUUUUUGCUCAAAAAUGGAUAGCAUUUAAUAAAUUAUUUUUUUAUGUAUUAAUCGAUUUUUUGUUUUCUUUUAGCUUUCUUAUAUUUUCUAUAGUAGAGAAGGGUUUAUUAGAAAAAUUAGGACCUUUUGGAAUAAGUUCAAUAAUACGAAAAACAACUUCAUUUUAUUCAGUUACGGUAAAGGGUUUGAUUUAUCAUUAUUUAGGUUUUAUGCUGCUAGGUUUAUUGAUGUGUAUUCAAUUAUAUUUUUUAUAUUUUUAA
Messenger RNA from Naegleria fowleri, 2004 nucleotides. Lineage: Eukaryota; Heterolobosea; Eutetramitea; Acrasida; Naegleriidae. The record is from the annotation of a RefSeq genome assembly.